Molecule: messenger RNA, 552 nt
Organism: Gastrolobium bilobum
Lineage: Eukaryota; Viridiplantae; Streptophyta; Magnoliopsida; Fabales; Fabaceae
Product: mitochondrial uncoupling protein 3-like
Biological process (GO): response to cold
Source: RefSeq, a predicted model, not a curated record
AUGAAACAGGUCAUAGCAAGCCCAGCUGAUCUUAUCAAGGUGAGGAGGAUGCAAGCAGAUAGCCGUAUGGUGAGCCAAGUUCAUCAACCUAGGUAUUCUAUUCAGGACAAAAUAGUUCAAGCUGAAGGAUUUAAAGGACUGUGGAAGGGUGUUUUUCUUAAUAUCCAAAGAGCCUUCUUAGUGAGCAUGGGAGAAUUAGCCUGUUAUGAUCAUGCUAAACAAUUUGUUAUUAAAAAUAGGAUAGCUGAGGAUAAUGUUUAUGCCCACACAUUAGCUUCCAUCAUGUCAGGUCUUGCGGCAACUUCUUUAAGUUGUCCAGCUGAUGUAGUGAAGACUAGAAUGAUGAAUCAAGCAGCUAAAAUGGAAAGUCAAUUCUUAUAUAGUAGCUCUUAUGAUUGCUUGGUAAAGACAGUUAAAGUUGAAGGAAUAAGAUAUAUAAGAGCACUGUGGAAAGGAUUCUUCCCUACAUGGGCAAGGCUUGGCCCAUGGCAAUUUGUCUUCUGGGUUUCCUAUGAGAAAUUUAGAAAAAUUGCAGGGCUCCCUUCUUUCUAA